CGCUAGCGGCGUCACCGGAAGUGAGUGAGUUUCCAGCUAAACACGCCGCGCAGGGUCACAUUGGAUACACACACCGAUGUUUUGUAAUAUUAAAUAAUAAAGAUACUACAUUAUCAUUACCUUCAGUGUACAUGGAUCCGCCUAAAGCAGAAGAGCCGCACCUGAGGCAUGUGGAGAGAGACGUGCUGAUCCCAAAGAUGAUGAGAGAGAAGGCCAAGGAGAGAUGUGUUCAGCAGGUGGACGCGUUCAACGUCUGCUGUAAGGACUCGGGUUUCUUCAUGGUCUUCAAGUGUCGUGAGGAGAACGCGGCGCUGAAAGAGUGUUUGACGCAGCAUUAUCGGGAUCCGGUGUUCUUCGAGGAGUGUAAACAGGAAUAUCUGAAGGAGAAGCUGCAGUAUGAACAGACCGGCGUCCCGACCAAAAGCAGAAAACAGAAGCUUCCCACCAGCAUGUAGACACACACACUCACGCACGCACGCACACACACACUCCCUUUAUAUUCAUGAUUAAUCAUCCCUCGCUGAUCAUCACUCAAUGCAUUCAAUGCACAUGUGUGUGUUUGUGUGUGUGUGUGUCUCCAGGGAAUCAAACACACAGCGGGUCUGAAACACACACACACACACACACACACACACACACACAGAUCUGCUGUUUUCUGCAGGUUUACAUGUGUUAAACGUGCAGAUUUACUCCAUUCAGAUGUUGAGCGCUGAUCGCUCUGAUUAUAAUAAAACAUGUUUAAUGUUGAUCUGUUGUUUAUUUAUAUGUGUACAGUUGAAGACAGCUAUUAUUGUUGUCUUGCACAUUUCUAAUCAUAAUAGUUUUACUAACUCAUCUCUAAUAACUGAUUUAUUUACUCUGUCAUGAUGACAGCACAACUAGAUAUUCUUCAAGACACUAGUGUUCGGCUGAGUGACAUUUAAAGGUUCACCAGGGUAAUCAGGGUAAAGUUAUUGUUUAAUGAUUUGGAAAAUACUUGGGGAAAAAAAUCAGCAUUUCAUUAAUAAAUUUUGCCUUCAACUGUACAGAGUUUAUUCUGCCAAAAAAUGACCAAAACAAAAGAAUAUUAAUUAUUUCAUUAAAAUAAAACCUAAAUCUGAAAACUCCAAUUAAAAGAUUAAAAUAUGAGAUAAAACUGUUAAUGAAGUCCGUCUGUGCCUUUAAUGUAUAGAUGUGACAUGAAGCUGGAUUUUCAUCAUCAGAAUAUUUGUGAUUAUUAAUGUUUCAUGAUGAAGAAUAAACUGCUGCAUUCAUUCGAAUCAAA
Molecule: messenger RNA, 1264 nt
Organism: Danio rerio (zebrafish)
Lineage: Eukaryota; Metazoa; Chordata; Actinopteri; Cypriniformes; Danionidae
Gene: cmc1
Product: C-x(9)-C motif containing 1
Cellular component (GO): mitochondrion
Source: RefSeq, marked validated